UGUAGGAAGGCCCUCUUAGUCAUGCUAGGACACUUUGUGUAGUGGAAGCUAGGGGUCAGGAGGACUUAUGAGAGAGGGGGGUGAGUCGUUAUCCAUCUUUGGAGGCCGGGCCUCACAGGUUAGACAAGAGGGGAUCUCCAGCUAAUCUGAUCAGGCCCGUUCGAUAAGUCAGUCCUCUCUUCCGUUUUAUUUUUUUUUAUUCUUUUCUUUAUUCUGCUGCGUGCCAUUCUCUUAGUUCAAAUGAAUUGCCGCUUCGGCUAGGAGUUCUACCUUCUACUCUUGUGAUUUACUGUUUGUUUCUUUUAUCUGAACUAUCUAUGUCUGACAUUGAGCCGCGUGCACAGAAAGCGGAAAGAGAGAGAAGGGAGAGAGAAGGUGUUCUUUUUGAGAGUGUGAGGAAGGGUAAGAGGAGUGUUCGUCCAAAAGUGAGCAAAGUGCUGACCCCUCUUGAGAGAUCUACUGACAACCUAUCCUUCGGCAUGGCAGACAUCACGUCCGAGCAAUGGAAGGCCAUGCUGGAUGCAGCGACCGAUAAUGAGAGGCCUUUCUUUCAUAAACUUUAUCAGGACGCUGUACACAGAGAAAGGGAGGCAGAGGCAGCAGCCAGAGCCACAAACAUUGCCGAACAGGUGGCCCUCCUUGUGGUUCCAGAAUCGAAUGAUGACCGGUUCCGAGAGAAGAUAGCUGCUGCCAUAGCACCCUUGGUUCAACUGCGGACCUUGGAAGACCUUGAGUCCCGUGUGACAGCCCUGGAGCAGUGGAACCAAGAGCUGCAGCCUGAGAUAGUCAGCCUCAAACAGUCCCAACUGUCUGCCCCCCGUCCUCCUAACCCUCGACCUGCUGCAGUCCCAGUCUCUCACCCUAACACAGACCUCAUGACAAGAGUGAGUGGAACUGUGACAAGCGCAGGAACCGGUGCGAGCUCCUCAAGCGGCAGCGCCGACAGUUCUGCACUGGUCAUAGUCCCAAAUGCAGGAACAUCAGCCCAAAAUGCCACAGUUCUUAUCGGCGUACAGUACAACGGUCCCAUAGUGGACAAGCGGGUGGCCGCUCUGCCGUCCAAAUACGACGGGAAAGGGGAUAUCACCUCUUGGAUUAGCUCCAUGCGCUCAUACUUCGAGGUACUGCGAACACCGCAGGAAGACCGAAGCAUGAUCAUGGGCACUAAUAUUGAGCCCGUCGUACGGAGUUUCAURGAACYCCAAGCUGUYACARCAGGUUAUGAGAGGAUUGACCUGACCGAGUGGUUGAAAGUGACUCCUGUACGUACUCUUGAGGACCUCCUCAUCACGCAGUAUCAAGAUAAGCACGCUGCGCUCAAGGCAAGACUGAAGCUUGAGGCCCUCAAGGGCCAAACGUGGAGGACUUCGAUGCAGGCUUUGGAGCAGUACUUGACUGGUCUGUUCACCAAUCCAAACCUGGGAUUGACUGACGUGUCUUGCAUGGAUGUAGUCAUGGGAGUGGCCCCUAAAGAAUACGUCUCCCAGCUAGGACUCAAAGACCAUACCACUUGGCGAGAGCUACUGACCAAUCUAGUCAACCUAGAAGCCAAGAAACUCGCCAGGCGUGUAAAGGCACCUGCUGCAGGUAGAACCUCGCAACGCAAGCGGUACGGAAGCAGCAACCAACUUGCCAUGCAUGAACAUCGAGGGGUUGAGGAUCAGUCCUAUGCGGAUGAUCUGUCUCUGGAUGACGAUCUAGAGCCAGACUCCGACGUGGGCUGUUCUACAUCAACCCUUGAGUCUGACGUGAACACUGAGGAAAAAUGUAAUGCUUUUAAAAAGACUGCUUCAAACAAGGGGCCUAACCGUAGUUCGGGUAAGGGAACUAUAGCACAGCUCCCCAAGAAUGCAAAGAUCCCUGAGAAACCGGAGGAUGUUUCUACCAAGCCUUGGGAAGCCCUCCGCAUCAAUCAAAAGGAAUGGGAAAGAAGAUCCAAACUGCGCGUGUGCUUGCAUUGUCAAAAGCCUGAGCAUGCUGUGCAGGAUUGUUAUCGUCUGCAGGGAAACAGGCAAAGGGCGUAGAGGAGUUAUCAACACUCUCUACAACAAGGGAAGCUGAACAGUCAGUUGCAGGUCCCUCCAAGGAGCCUGAAUCUGAUCAACAACUUGCUCUUGAAGCCCGAACUAAUGCUGAAUCCAAAGUUGGUGCAGUCCAAGUACUUCACACUGAGCCUUAGGAAGAGACUAAGGAAGUGGACUUCCACUCUCACCUGGAACAUUGGCUGCAACUCAAGCAGCAACGCCGUGUUCAAGGGAGUGUGGAGGUGACCUUCUUUAAGUUACUCAUUAACCGCCAAUACAUCCGUGUGCUGAUUGAUAGUGGUUCAACGACUAACUUUUUUUCUCCUAACGGGAUUCGUAAGGCGGGCCUGGAAAUGAAGCAAGUGGAAUUGC
Molecule: messenger RNA, 2396 nt
Organism: Chara braunii
Lineage: Eukaryota; Viridiplantae; Streptophyta; Charophyceae; Charales; Characeae
Source: the annotation of a GenBank genome assembly